Helianthus annuus (common sunflower) is the source of this 3122-nucleotide messenger RNA. Its product is annotated as autophagy-related protein 9. The transcript is spliced from 9 exons. Gene Ontology annotation, cellular component: autophagosome; phagophore assembly site. The record is from RefSeq and is a predicted model, not a curated record. Gene Ontology annotation, biological process: protein localization to phagophore assembly site; autophagy of mitochondrion. Bases 342 to 2930 code for a protein of 862 amino acids. NCBI's taxonomy places the organism in Eukaryota, Viridiplantae, Streptophyta, Magnoliopsida, Asterales, Asteraceae.
UCAAAGUUCUAGAGAGAGAAACAAAACAAAAGCUUUCUUGCAACACAUAAAAACAAUUCCACUUUCUUCUUCACGCAAUCACAUCAAGAUUUCUCUUUUAUUCAUCUUUUCGCUUUCUUAUAUCCAAUCGUUUUCGUAUUCCACUUCAAUUUCUCAAUCACUUCUGGGGUUUCAGUGGUUCCGUUGAUUCAGUUUUCUUCGGUUUACAGUUUGAAAUUCUUGGUUUUUGAUCGAUUAACGGUGGUUUGUCAUCUGGGUUUCUUACAGAAUCUUGGUGUAAUCAUCGAACGUCGUUGGGGGAUGGACGACCUUCUCCUGCAUAUUUAUAAUCUUAUAUAACAAUGUUCGGUGGGCAAAUAGGUGCCACAACCCUCCACAACUUAAAACAAAAAUUACUCGGUGAAUCAUCUUAUACACCAUUUAGUGACAAUGUUAACCCUGAAAUCGAGUUAUCCGAUUACCAACGGGCCCCGAGUCCUGGUAGCGAAAGCCCGUCUGGGCUUCUAAACGGUGAAAGCUUCAAAGUCGAACCGAUAGCCGAUUUGGAUUUAUUCUUCGAGAGACUCUAUAGCUACUAUUGUGAAAAAGGUCUAUGGUGCAUCAUUAUUAAGUGGAUCGUUGAGCUUUUGAGUUUGGCGUUUACUAUAUGUUUUUCGGGCUUUUUUAUAUUGUUUGUUGAUUGGGAUGGUCUUCGAAAAGCGAAAUGUGGGAUGGAUGCUGUUGAAUCCGGGAUAAAACCGUGUGAUCUUGCGAAAGAGGCUCUUCAUGAACAUCCUUUGACGCCUUUAACGACUUUUAAGGUUGUUAUUUUCGGUUAUUUGGGAAUCACCUUCGUUUAUUGGAUAUUUUGCUUUCUACGGUUCUUUGUACAGUUGAAGGAUACACUCGACAUACGCCAAUUCUACAUUAACAGUCUUGGCGUAACCGACAAUGAGAUGCAAACGAUGCCAUGGGCAUCGAUUCUCGAAAAAGUGGUCCAAAUUCAAGAAACACGACAACUAUGUGUGGUCAAGGAUCUUUCGGCACACGAUAUUGUGAUGAGAUUGAUGAGGAAGGAAAACUACUUGAUUGGAAUGUUGAAUAAAGGUGUGUUAGCCUUCCCGAUAUCUUCGUGGGUCCCAGGUGCGGGUCCCACCAUCAAGAAAGGUCCCGAUGGUACACGAUAUUGCCUGAUGCUAACCAAGACCCUUGAAUGGACUCUAAAUUGGUGCAUAUUACACAGCAUGUUUGAUAGAAACUUUUGUAUUAGAAAGGACUUUGUUAGGGACCGUAACACUUUAAAGAAAAGGCUAAUGGUUGUCGGGAUCGCAAUGCUUCUUCUAUCUCCGUUUCUUGUCGUUUUUAUGCUCGUGUAUCUAUUUCUAACACACGCAGAACAAUUUUAUAAGCAUCCUAGUACCGCUUCUUCUAGAAGAUGGUCAAAUCUUUCAAAAUGGAUAUUCAGGGAAUUCAACGAGGUGAAUCAUCUGUUCAAGCACCGUAUCAACAGCAGCGUUACACACGCGUCGGAUUAUCUAAAGCAAUUCCCGUCACCUAUUCUUUCAAUCAUCGCAAAGUUCAUAUCUUUCGUUUCCGGUGGCUUUGCUGCAAUCUUGAUCAUCAUCGCUUUUGUUGAUGAAUCUUUACUUGAAGGCCAUAUUUUUGGACGUAAUUUGUUUUGGUAUGCAGCUGUUUUCGGAGCGAUAACCGCCAUAGGCCGGGCUCUUGUGUCGGAUGAACUUUUAGUACUUGAUCCACAUGGGACUAUGUCGUUAACGGUUCAACACACGCAUUAUAUGCCGAAAAAAUGGCGCGGUAAAGAAAAUACCGAAUUUGUUCGAGUGGAGUUCGAGACUCUUUUCCAGUACACCGGAAAGUUGUUGCUGGAAGAGAUGGCUUCGAUAUUUUUAACUCCGUUCUUGCUUAUCUUUGUAGUACCAAAGCGGGUUGAUGAGAUUCUGCAGUUCAUCGAGGACUUCACUAUUGAUGUUGAAGGCGUCGGUCAUGUUUGCAGUUUUAGUUUAUUCGACUUCCAAAAACAUGGAAAUAGCAAGUAUGCGUCGCCACAUAACUCGUCAAGUGCUUAUAGAAGUUCGCAGGGGAAAAUGGAGAAAUCGUUCCUAAGCUUUCAAACUAGCUAUCCUUCAUGGGAACCAAGCGCCGACGGAAAACAAUUCCUUUCGACACUCGAGGCGUUCAAGGAACGCAAGUUUCAAGAACAGGGUAUAAGACCAAGCUAUAUAAGCCCGAACCAGUUGCCGCAGUGGGCCCCUACCUGCCCAGCGCAAGGUGACCCAAACAGCUACUUUUCACGGGACACGGGCCUCAACGUUUCAAAAAGCGCGUACCAACGAGAUUGUAUGUGGUUCAUUGAUCUCGUUCAAAACAACCACCCGUACAUUCUCGACUGGUACUACACAUCUUUUCAACAUCACGGGCCACGUGACGUCGAGUCAGCGCCGAUAGAGGACAGCAUGGCAAACGUGUGGGACCCACCCGACUUAGGUCGGGAGCUGGUCCCGUAUGACGAGAAUUGGGGAAGCUUUUUCGAGGACCGAAUCGGGAGUAAUCUAAAAGCUUCGACGUCUGCUCCGUUAUCACGUGGAAGCGUUCUACACCAUCAUUAUUCGGGCAAUGUGGGCCCGGCCGGUAAAAGCCACUGGUGGGCCCGUGGUGGUGGUGUUUCACGAGUGAUGGGCCCAGGCCCAGGACCUCAAACUAGCUUUCUUGAGCCACCAAACUUUAUUCAAGAAGAUUACGACUACCAUGAUAAUUACUCGAACCGAAGCUUUGAACAACAACCGUUUGACUGGAGGGGGUCAAAGUCAAACGUGUUAUCGAAGACGUUUUAUAUGGGUGAUAUCGAGGGAGGAAAAUCCGAUCUUCCGUUUGAUGAUAUUUAUGAAAGGCGUUCUCAAAGCCCGCCAAGAACCCGAAGGAGCUCGUUGUGAAAUAUUUGUGUUUUCGGGUGAUAUUUGGAAAAAAAAAAAAAAAAAACUGUUAGAACAUUCUUUUAUUGUAUAUAAAUUCGAUUAGGAAAUUAAAGUCGAAAACGUUAGUUUGGAAGAUGAUUCAACUGUACAGAUUCGCGUAGUUGAUGUAAAUAAGAAACCGGAUAAACCAGGAUUGAUGAUUUGUUUAUA